AUGGCGCACCGAAAUGGGAAACGAAAGCACUUCGGAAAGGGAGCGUGGAACCACAACACCAAACAAAAAUCGGUCGAGCCUGGUCUCAGCGGAUUGCUCUUCACGUGUCAUCAAGAUGAGCGACGAGCCAUUGCCGAAGCCUAUUCAUUGAUUGAUCAACUGUGUGGCUUUGAUGAAAAGAAAGCGGCCGCCGAACAAGAAGACGAUGAUGCAGCACUUGAGAAAGAAUGCGCUGAAAUGAGAAGUAAAGGAGGCAAGUGGAACCAACGAAAACAACGACCAACAGGAGUCAAAAAUAACCUUUUCGUCAGUAUACCAGAUGUCGAUGCCUCAACACUUGCCGCAAAGCUUGUCGAUCUCUGCCAGAAAGAACAACGAUGUCGAUUCAUUCAACGAGUGUUGCCAGUGGAACGAACGGAAGCAGCAGAACUUACGCAAUUAAAUAAAAUCAUUCCUGAGCUUGUGAAGAAAUACUUGGUUGAAAAAGAUGGUAUCUAUCCGACGUAUGCAUUGGAUUUUAAGGCACGAAACAACGAUUCGAUCAAAAGGGAUAACGCUCUCGAGAUGCUCGACGAUGCGGUGGUUGCGCUUUGUCCUGCGGCAAAAGUCAAUCUUUCGGAUCCGGAUGUUACCUUCAUUGUUCAGAUUGUGAAGACGACAAUAUUGGCUGGAGUUGUGCAUGGAUUUCAACGAAAAAGCCGUUACGCACUGCGACCUCCGACUGAAGAAUCAAAAGAUGCCGAAGUGCCGGAGAAAAGGCAAAAAUUGGACGAUUCUGACGUG
Mesorhabditis belari is the source of this 783-nucleotide messenger RNA. Lineage: Eukaryota; Metazoa; Nematoda; Chromadorea; Rhabditida; Rhabditidae. The record is from the annotation of a GenBank genome assembly.